Messenger RNA from Arctia plantaginis, 3354 nucleotides. The record is from the annotation of a GenBank genome assembly. NCBI's taxonomy places the organism in Eukaryota, Metazoa, Arthropoda, Insecta, Lepidoptera, Erebidae.
AUGUCGGAGGAAAUGGCGGUGUCUGAUAACACAACUGGGGAGGAAACAAAUAUGAAUGGCGAAGAGACGGCAUCAGCUAUGAUUGCCGAGCCUGUGCAGGCAGCGCCAGAGCUGCUGGAGGAACCCGAAGUUCCCGCACCUGAAGAAUCUCCUCCUUCGGCAGAUUCCCCACCACCAGAAGUGGAUCCUGAGGAGCAAGGAGAACCUGCAGAGCCUGUAGUAGCUGUGAAAGAAGAGCUACAAUCAGAUGAACUUGACUUACCAGUAGAUGCUAUAAAACAAGAAUUAGACAAUGACAUUAAAACAGAACAAGACUAUUUACCUAAUGAGACAGAUCUCUGGGAGGAGAAUGGUGAGGACAAAGACGACAAGAAAGGAAUUAAGCGAAGAGCGUCUGCUGCUUUUAGUGAUACUGCUGAUGAGGAAUUCAAAGGCUUUUUUGAUGUGAAAGCAGAAAUUAAAACUGAAGACUAUAGUCGAGUUUUAGAACGAUUGGAGGCUGAGGUGACAGCAGCCACCAAAGCAUUCAUACCACUGAAAACUGUGAUGGCUACGCCACCUGCCCCCACCAGAGCAUCAAAACGAGCGCGCAAAGAUACCGAUGGAUCAAGACCGUCAUCAGCAUUAUCGACAAAAUCGGACGGCGAUGGCUCCACUGAUGCGUCAUCGGCGGCGUACUCCCCAGCGGGCCCGGGGUCGCGCGCGGGGGGCGCGGGCGGUGCGGGGCGGCGCGCCACCACGGAGAUGUCGUCGCCGCUGCUGCGCGUGCCGCUGGAGCGCGGCUGGAAGCGCGAGCUCGUGUACCGCGCCGCGCUCGACGCGCACUCGCGCCGGAACGCAGACAUAUACUAUUACACGCCGCACGGGAAGAAGCUUAGGUCUACGAGAGAGGUUGGUGAACAUCUGGCUGGUACAGGACUGACUUUAGAAAAUUUCUCAUUUUUCAAAGAACCUCUUGGAGUCGAUGAUCCGGAGAAAGAAAUUAUUAGGGAUGCAAAACUAAUACGUCGUGUAGACUCGCCGAUAGCGGCAACAACACCGGCUACCCCUGUCGAGGGCAAGCGCACGCCGAAGCCCAAAGCACCUAAAGGUGCCAGCCCCGAACCACAACCCGCCGUCACGCCUGCAGCCACGACUGUCAAAUCACCACCUGCUAAGAUCAAGCAGGUAAAGUCCGUGGGAUCUCGGUUGAGCGCCAGCAGCGGGACGCCGGCGCGGAAGGCGGCCGCCGCCCCCGCUGCCCCCGCGGCCCAGCCCGCUCCGGCCGCCGCCGCCGCCGCCACCCCCGCCACUCCCGCCCCCCCGGCCACCCCGGCCGCCACGCCCGCUGCGCCCGCGCCGGACAACAACAACAGCGCCGCCUGGAAGAAACCGAGGCCGCCGGCGCCGCCGCCGCUCGUGUCGCGCCCGCUCGACCGCGACCAGCACGCGCUCGACCCUCAGUCGCCGCGGCAAGUGGUACAACCGUGCUCGAUGACGUGCGGGCGCGGCGUGCCAUCCCUGUCGUGUGCCGCGUGCCUGUGUCUCUACCACGCCGCAUGCGCCGGCUAUGUGCACACGGCCCCGCCCGAUCCCUUCUUGUGCAAGAACUGCCGCAAGUCCUCGUCCCCCCCUCUCGAGCCUCCCCCGUUGACCCACAAGUCGGGCGUGGCUGGCGCCGUGCCGCUGGUGACACCCGUGCCACGCCGGGUGCCCGUGCCUGUGCCCGUGCCCGUGCCCGUGCCGAGCAAGGUGCCGCGGGACAAGCGCGUGCUGCUCCGAAUGAAGGUAUCGGGCGGCACUCCAGACGGUGAGCGUGUAUGGGCAGUAUCAGACCAGUCACAACCGCAACAAAACCAGUCGCAAUUGAAAUCCUCGCAGAAUGCACACAGUGCACAAGUGGUACCGCCGCAGUCGAUGCAGGCGAUGGGGCGGGCGAGGGGCCCGAGGCCGUCCUUGCCGCAGUCGCUGGCCGUCCUUAACGGAAGACGGUUCAUCAUCGUACCACGCUCCCUGGGCAACGCUCAGCCACAUGAAACAACACGGCGCGGUCGCGUUGCGAACGGCGCGGCGUCCCCGCCGGCGAUGGCCGCGACCGUGUCACCGCGACGUCGCGGCCGACAACGUGUCGAUGACACCGACCACUUCACCGCCUUCUACAACAAGGCGCAAGAGAACAACUACAAUGUUGUCGUUCAGAUAUUUCAAUACCUGGGCAUGCGAGACUUGGCGCACUGUGCGAGAGUUUGUAAACUGUGGAAACAGCUCGCCGCCACACCCGCGCUCUGGCGACACGUGCGGAUGAAGAACUCGCACGUGAGCGACUGGGGAGGGCUGUGCAGCGCGCUGAAGCGGCACGGCACCAAGCGGCUGGACCUGCGCAAGAUGCUGCUGCCGCAGAACGACACGGUGUUCUGGGAGCAGUUCGCGGAGCACAUCUCCGUGGUGGACACGCUGGAGCGCAUCGAGAUGUGCCGCUGCCCCGCGCGCGCCGUGGAGGCGCUGUGCCGCGGCCUGCCCGGCCUGCGCGCGCUCUCCGCGCUCGCCAUCCGCGACGCGCGCCUCGACCCCGCGCCGCUGGCCGCGCUGCCGCUGCUGCACGAGCUGCGCCUCAAGUCCAUGGCCGGGCUGUCGCUCACGCGCGACCUGCGCCACCUGGCCGCGCUCACGCGCCUGCAGCACCUGUCGCUCACGUCCAUCAAGGAGCUGGGCUGGUGCCUGUGCGACGUCAUCGGCUCGCUGCCCGCGCUCGAGUCGCUGGAGCUGGGCGAGUGCACGUUCCGCGCCGAGUUCGCGGGCGUGCUGGCGCGCCUGGCGCGGCUGCGGCGCGUGCGUCUGGAGCGCGGCACGCCGCACUGCGCCGCGCCCGACAUCCUGCGCGCGCUGGCCACGCUGCCGCUGCUCACGCGCCUCGAGCUCGUCAACAUCGACGUCAAGCCCGGCUUCGACGACGCGCUGGCCGCCUGCACCAACGUGCAGCGCCUGCUCAUCAUCCCCACCUACGUGUCGCAAUCCGCCACCACCAACCGCCAGGUGCUGAGCGGCGUGCUGCGGCUCAAGGACUCGCUCACGCACCUCAUGUGGGGCGUCACCAUCGAGCUGCUGCGCGUCACGGAGCUGUUCAUCGACCAGUGCGAGCAGGCGGGCGAGGCCAAGCGGCGCGACGUGGGCGAGUGCAUCCCCGUGCUGAAGCCGGUGCCGGGCUGCCGCCUGCCCGACGAGCCGGCGCACGUGGCGGGCCCGCCGCAGGUGGAGAUCCUGCCGCUGCCCACGCUGCAGCGGCUGCUGUCGGCGCAGCUGCCCAAUACCAAACUCAAGCUGCUGCGCAUCCCCUUCCACGCCACGUGGCGCCAGUCGCUCGCCGACUUUCAGUAG